Messenger RNA from Onthophagus taurus, 993 nucleotides. RefSeq lists its product as uncharacterized. Lineage: Eukaryota; Metazoa; Arthropoda; Insecta; Coleoptera; Scarabaeidae. The record is from RefSeq and is a predicted model, not a curated record. Gene Ontology annotation, biological process: multicellular organismal reproductive process.
GACUUUCUCCGACUUCGUCGACUGGCGGUUCCAUAUCCACUUUUCAAAAUAACACAUAAUCAGUCCCAGGUGAUCACUAACCCAAAAAUAAAAGUUUCAAUUCAACACAAGAAGAACGAAGAAAAAAUUUAAAAUGCAUCUUGUACAACCUAAAUUACUUUUGUUAUUAACGAUAGCAAAAUUCGUUUUUGGACAAGAUGAAACUACCAAAAAUAUUACAACGCCUGAAUAUAUUUUACCGUGUUACCGAGAAGAUCCAAAUCUUAACACAUGUUUAAGAGGAACCUUUGAGCAUCUAAGGCCCUACUUAAUAGGUGGAUUAAAAGAUAUCAACGUGCCCAGUAUAGAUCCAUUGGAAAUCGAACGUCUUGUCAUGGAAAACGGACAGGGACCGUUUCGAAUUAAAGCGUUGUUCACAAACAUUACCGUUUAUGGUGCAAGUAAUUAUUCCAUAGCAAAUAUAAAAGCGGACGUUAAACAUUACACCAUCGAUUUGACUAUGAAACUACCAAAAAUUGAUAUACGUGGAAAAUAUGAAGUUAGUGGUAAUGUUUUGUUAUUCCCUGUUCGUUCUAAAGGAGAUUUCUGGGCUAUAUUUGUUAACGUAGAUGCUUAUGCAAGGAUAUAUGGAAAAGAAAUAAUUAAGGAUAAUGAAAAAUACAUGAAAAUUGAUAAAUUAAACGUUGAUUUUAAAUUACAAAAAAGCCGUUUUCGAGUUCGUGACAUAGUUAAUCAUGGAAAUGUAAUAGGAGAAGCCAUGAAUCAAUUCUUAAACAAUAACUCAGACGAAAUUAUAAACGAAAUGAAACCGGCUGCUUCACUUAGUAUAGCAAGGCACUUCAAGAACUUCCUAAACAACGCUUUCUUAAGGUUACCAAUUAGGGUUUGGUUACCAGAUGAACCCAUACAAGAAAAAUCGUAGUAUUUUUUUUAACUAAAAAUUUAUUUAAAUGAAUAUUCUAUUUAUUAAGUUUAUGAGUGAUAAUUUUUUUU